Messenger RNA from Penicillium brasilianum, 3166 nucleotides. The record is from the annotation of a GenBank genome assembly. NCBI's taxonomy places the organism in Eukaryota, Fungi, Ascomycota, Eurotiomycetes, Eurotiales, Aspergillaceae.
GCAUGAUCCUCGACCUCCGCAGAGGAAGCUCCGCGGUGGAGCCUUUCUGCCUGAUGCCUCAGGCUAUGAUAUGUCAGCCUUAGAACUUUCCCAAGGUUGGGGUCAAGAGUCCAGACACUUUCGAUCGUUAUCCUUCUUUCUCCAUCAUCCUCGCCUUCCACAAUAGCCUCACUUCGUCUGCAGGAACUUGACCUGCAUUUCAUCUGCACCUCACAAAUUUGCAUCCUGUCUACUGCACCACCAACACGAAGCCGUUUGUUAGAUCCUGCCAGCACACGCCGCCUGUUGCCUGCGGCGCCACUGUUCGUGGCAUGCAGUUUUGAACAGUCUUACCUGAGGCGGUAUUCGCCUCCAGCACCUCCCUAUCCACCUCCUUCUCCCUAUAUUUACCUCGUUCGCGGUUCAACCCUAAAAUCCGAACAAGAUGCCGCCGAAGCGCAAGGCCGCCGAUGUCGGCCGGUCUAGCAGCGCCUCGAAGCGAGCAACUCCUUCCUUGGACUACACCGAAGUCUCCAGCAGUGACGAGUACUCGGACCCAGAUGAUGGGCCGGUGGACAACAACUUGAAAGAUGUCGUCAACAAGUUCUCGCUAGAAGCAUACAGCAAGCGCACACAGUCCCAGAAGACCGAUCCCAGAUUCGGCUACAAGGACCUCUCAUAUCUCACCCUCAAGCGUGACCACUACAACCGACCUCUAUGGAUCGAGCCGGUAAAAGGCACGAUCACCCUUGAGAGUUUCUCCCCGCUGGCGCCCCAGGCGCAGGACUUCCUGACCACCAUCGCCGAACCCCUCUCGCGUCCCACCCACCUGCACGAGUAUCGCCUGACUGGCCACAGUCUUUAUGCAGCGGUGUCUGUCGGUCUGAAGCCAGAAGAUAUUGUCGAGUUCCUGGACCGCCUUUCGAAGACUCCGCUCCCCGAGAGUAUCUCUCAGUUCAUCAUCGAGUUCACCAAAUCCUACGGCAAGAUCAAGAUGGUUCUGUACCACAAUCGAUACUAUGUGGAAACGGUCGAGCCGGAGAUGCUACAGAUGCUUCUGAAGGAUGAAGUGAUCGGACCGCAGAGAAUUUCGAACGAGGAGGGAAUCAUUCAACGAGCGGCACCAAAAAUGGGAGCCCUCGUGAUUCCCGGAACUAAGGAUGCGGCCGGUGUACGAGAGACGGGCGGUCAAACAAAGGCGUCUGCUAGUUCUCGGACCGAGAAUCAGGGGGAGAGACAGGACUAUGGCAUCAAUGACGUCGGCGAUGAGGUCUCCGAGGCCCUCACAUAUAGCUUCGAGAUCCCAGCUACUGGUGUCGAAAUCGUGAAGGCCCGUUGUCAAGCCAUCGGCUGCCCGGCUCUAGAGGAGUACGAUUUCCAGGGUGACACCAUAAAUCCCAACCUUGACAUGGACUUGAAACCUACGGCGCGGAUUCGUCCAUACCAGGAGAUGAGCUUGAGUAAGAUGUUCGGCAACGGACGUGCGAAGAGCGGUAUCAUCGUUCUUCCUUGCGGUGCCGGUAAGACCCUCGUCGGAAUUACCGCGGCGGCUACCAUUAAGAAGGGUACGAUCGUCCUCUGCACCAGUUCCAUGUCCGUAGUCCAGUGGCGGAAUGAGUUCUUGCGCUGGACUACCAUCGACCCAGGGGAUAUCGCCAUCUUCACCUCCGACCACAAGGAGAAAUUCAAGCGGUCGACGGGUAUCAUUGUGUCCACCUACUCCAUGGUGUCGCAGACUCGAGCACGGUCUUAUGACGCUCAGAAGAUGAUGGACUGGCUUCAGAGCCGUGAAUGGGGUAUGAUGAUUCUUGACGAAGUGCACGUCGUGCCGGCCUCGAUGUUCCGAAAGGUCACAUCGGCCAUCGCUGCACAGACCAAGCUUGGUCUCACUGCGACGUUGCUGCGUGAAGACGAUAAGAUCAAGGAUCUCAAUUUCCUGAUCGGACCAAAACUGUACGAAGCCAACUGGAUGGAGCUUGCGGCACAGGGCCACAUCGCCAAGGUCCAGUGUGCCGAGGUGUGGUGCCCCAUGACUACCGAGUUUUAUUCGGAGUAUCUGCGAGCGAGCUCAAGAAAGCAAGCUCUGCUCUAUAUUAUGAACCCACGCAAGUUCCAGGCUUGCCAAUACCUCAUUGACUUCCACGAGAAGCGCGGUGACAAGAUUAUUGUGUUUUCCGAUAACGUUUACGCCCUGGAGAAAUACGCACGCAAGUUGAAUAAGGCCUUCAUUUACGGUGGCACCGGCCAAAAUGAGCGCCUGCGUAUCUUGGAGAACUUCCAACACAACGAGCAAGUCAACACCAUCUUCCUGUCCAAGAUUGGUGAUACCUCGCUUGAUCUGCCCGAGGCUACGUGCCUUAUCCAGAUCUCCUCUCACUACGGCUCUCGCCGUCAGGAAGCACAGCGUCUGGGACGAAUUCUCCGUGCCAAACGCCGUAAUGACGAAGGCUUCAAUGCCUUCUUCUACUCGCUGGUCUCCAAGGACACCAGUGAGAUGACCUACUCGUCUAAGCGACAAGCCUUCCUCGUCGAUCAGGGUUACGCAUUCAAGGUGAUCACCCACCUGGAAGGCAUCAAUGACUAUGAAGGGCUUCAUUAUUCUACGCCGUCGGAACGCCGCGAGCUACUCACGGAGGUCAUGCUACAGAACGAGUCCUCGGCGGACGUGGAGGAAGUCACUGACGACCUGUUCUCGAUGCGCAGUGGCGGGCGCAAUGCCGCUGCGAAGAGGGCCAAGGCCAAGCGCAGUGCUGCCACGCUCAGUGGCCUGGCUGGCGGUGACGACAUGGCUUACAUUGAAUACAACAAGAGCCGGAACAAGCAGCUCAAGGACAAAGGGGCUCAGCACCCGCUGUUCAAGAAGAUGGAACGGGAUCGUCUGCGCCGGAAGAAGGAGCGCGAGACAACCAAAAACCAGUAGACUCGGGGACCAGCAACAACAAUCGUUUCCCAGUCUACAUGAAGAGAGACCCCCACUAUGAAUACCCCCACCGUUCACAUUCCCGUGUCACAUAGAAAGAAAAAUGCUCGCAGGAACGUCUUCCGUGAUGAUGCAGACCCAGAUUGUAACGAGCCUGGCACAUUUAUCCUCGUUCUCGCUUCAUGACCUUUAUCAGGCGCGUUAUUGCAGUCUAGCAAAAAGAAUGACAAUCUGUGAUCUGCCAAUGUUUAGAUGCCAAGUAGACCA